AUGUCCUUGAAUAUUCUUGUAAUUGGAAAUGGUGGUAGAGAGCACGCCAUAGUUUGGAGGCUAUUGCAAUCUUCAACUGUUAACCACAUUUACGUUGCACCAGGUAAUGGGGGAACUACAACUCAAUCCACUAAAGUCACCAAUGUGCCAAUUGGCUCAUCUAUUAAGGACUUUGAUAAAUUACAAAAGUUUGCACUUGAUAACAAGAUCAAUUUGGUUGUGCCAGGUCCUGAACAGCCUUUAAUUGAUGGUAUUACACAAGUAUUCACAAAUGUUGGUAUUCCUGUUUUCGGUCCUAGUGCCAAAGCUGCUAUAAUGGAAGGAUCCAAAGCAUUUUCCAAGAACUUUAUGAAAAAGCACAAUAUUGCAACGGCAAGGUAUGAGAAUUUUACAAGUUAUGAAGAAGCCAAAAAGCAUGUUGAACAAGUGGAUUACAAGAUUGUAUUAAAAGCGGAUGGAAUUGCCGCAGGGAAAGGGGUAUUGAUACCACAAACCAAAGAAGAGGCUCUUAAAGGCUUGAGUGAAAUCAUGGUUGAAAAGCAUUUUGGAGACGCAGGUAAUGAGAUUGUGAUUGAAGAAUACCUUGAAGGAGAUGAAUUGAGUAUUUUGACAAUUACAGAUGGAUACUCCUUUUAUAAUUUGCCCGCAGCACAAGAUCACAAGAGAAUUGGUGACGGUGAUCAAGGCUUGAAUACCGGAGGCAUGGGUGCUUACGCCCCAGCACCAAUUGCAACAAAGGAGAUACUAGAAAAGAUCAACACCGAAAUCAUCAAGCCAACGAUUGAUGGAAUGAGAAAAGACGGAUUCCCAAUGACGGGUGUUCUUUUUACUGGUAUAAUGUUGACACCAUCAAAAGAACCAAAAGUCUUGGAGUACAAUGUCAGAUUUGGUGAUCCCGAAACACAAACCGUUUUACCAUUAUUAAGCGACGAAACCGAUUUGGCUCAAGUCAUGUUAGCUGCAGCAGAGCAUAGAUUAGAUUCCGUAAAAAUUGCCACCAAGCCAUUGUUUUCAACAACUGUUGUAAUGUCAGCUGGUGGGUACCCUGAAUCAUAUGGUAAAGGAGAUGAAAUUACCAUUCAAAAGCCAUUACCUGAGAGUACUUUCAUUUUCCAUGCAGGUACAAGUGAAAAGGAUGAUGGUAAAAUCGUGACAAGCGGAGGCAGAGUUAUUGCGGCUACUGCAAUUGCUGAUACAUUGAAAGAAUCGGUUAACAAAGCAUAUGUUGGUGUUGACCAUGUCUCAUUCAACAAGAAAUACCACAGAAAAGAUAUUGCCCACAGGGCUUUUCGUGAUGCUGAUAAAUACCAGCACAAGAGCCAAAAAGUUACUUAUGCUGAUGCUGGUGUUUCUGUUGAAAAUGGUAACUUGCUAGUUGAAACAAUCAAGGCCAAGGUAAAGUCGACAUCGAGAUCAGGUGCAGAUUCAGAUAUUGGUGGAUUUGGUGGGUUGUUUGAUUUGAGAGCUGCUGGUUAUGAUGCGGCAGAUACUUUACUAGUUGCUGCUACCGAUGGUGUUGGUACCAAAUUAAGAAUUGCUCAGAUUAUGAAUAUCCACAAUACUGUUGGUAUUGAUUUAGUUGCUAUGAAUGUCAAUGAUUUGGUGGUACAAGGUGCCGAGCCACUAAUGUUCCUUGACUAUUUUGCCACAGGCAAAUUAGAUGUUGAAAUAGCAGCGCAAUUUGUUGAAGGGGUUGCGGAUGGGUGUAUACAAGCUGGUUGUGCAUUAGUUGGUGGGGAAACUUCUGAAAUGCCUGGAAUGUAUGAUGAAGGUCAUUAUGAUACAAAUGGUACUGCUGUUGGUGCGGUUCAUAAUAAAAACAAGUUAUUACCCAAAUUACUGGAAAUGAAGCAAGGUAAUGUUAUUAUUGGAUUAAAAUCAGACGGUAUCCAUUCCAAUGGAUUUUCGUUGGUUCGAAAGAUUAUUGAGAUUAGUGAUUUUGAUUACACGUCAGCAGCACCAUGGAACCCUAGUAGAACAAUUGGUGAAGAAGUAUUAGUGCCUACCAAGAUUUACGUUAAACAGUUAUUGCCAAGUAUUGAGCAAGAUCUUUUACUAGGAUUAGCUCAUAUUACAGGUGGUGGUUUAGUAGAGAACAUACCACGCGCAAUACCCAAAAACUUACAAGCCAAAGUUGAUUUAAGUAAAUGGCAAGUACCUGAAAUCUUUAAAUGGUUUGGUAAACAGGGUAAAGUGCCAUAUGACGAUAUCUUAAAAACUUUCAACUUGGGUAUCGGUAUGGUUUUAAUUGUUGAAGAGGCCAACGUAGAGAAAGUUUUACAGAACUUAGAAGCCUCUGGAGAACAAGGGGCUUUAGUUAUUGGUGAACUAGUGGAGAAGAAGAAGAUGGCAACAACAGAAGAAAAGGGAUGUGUAGUGAUUAAUGUGGAGGGAAUGUACUAA
This is a messenger RNA of Lodderomyces oxycetoniae, 2403 nucleotides long. It is a transcript of the gene ADE5,7, whose product is annotated as bifunctional aminoimidazole ribotide synthase/glycinamide ribotide synthase. The transcript has a single exon. Gene Ontology annotation, molecular function: ATP binding; metal ion binding; phosphoribosylamine-glycine ligase activity. The record is from RefSeq and is a predicted model, not a curated record. Gene Ontology annotation, cellular component: cytosol. Gene Ontology annotation, biological process: adenine biosynthetic process; 'de novo' IMP biosynthetic process. Bases 1 to 2403 code for a protein of 800 amino acids. NCBI's taxonomy places the organism in Eukaryota, Fungi, Ascomycota, Pichiomycetes, Serinales, Debaryomycetaceae.